This is a messenger RNA of Cygnus atratus (black swan), 1459 nucleotides long. RefSeq names its product cms1 ribosomal small subunit homolog (gene CMSS1). The transcript is spliced from 11 exons. NCBI's taxonomy places the organism in Eukaryota, Metazoa, Chordata, Aves, Anseriformes, Anatidae. Gene Ontology annotation, cellular component: nucleus; 90S preribosome. The record is from RefSeq and is a predicted model, not a curated record. Bases 191 to 1273 code for a protein of 360 amino acids.
UUUUAUUUUUCGUGGCUGGGACACGGUUCUUGUUGGUGAUCAUAUACUAGCUGGGAGGCCACAAUGUGAGCAUGGAUGUGGCUGCUUUUAUUUCCCUUUACGUGAAGAACGAGAGGCAGCAGGAAGUAUUCAGCUAUGCUGAGAGAACAAUUUCUGGGCUCGAAAAAGAAACUAGAAGCCCUUCUAAGAAAUGAGUAAUUCUGUUUUGUUAUCCCUAUCCUUGGUGAAUGCAGAUUACAACUUAUCCCCAUGUGCAGUGCUUCUGCUGCAUUAUUUGGGGUACCAUCUUCAGAGCUGCUGCUUCUCCUACAGUGUUAUCUGUCCCACACACAUGACAUGGAGUAUGUUUACCAUCAGUCUUGAUAAUGGAUGCUUUUCUUCUGCUUUCUCCUUGGUGCUGUCACAACCCAUUUUUAAGAUGAUGAUGAGUUCUUCAAAGCGUGAAAAGGAAUGGAAGUUGCAAGACGGUACUUUCCAGGCAGAAGUAUAUCCUUCAGAUGAUGAAGCAAUUGAGAAACCAAGUGAUAAGACAGCAAUCCAUCAAGAUCCAGAUUCCAAACCUGCUGUGAAAAAGAAAAGAAAACAGCCUACAGAGUGUUUUCUUAGUCAACCUGAAGAAAAACAAGAGAGCACUGUAAAAGCAAAGAAGAGAAAGAAGAAGAAAAUAUCUGAUGUUCUGGAAAAAUCCUCUCCAAAACCUGGUGUCCCUGAGGAUCUACAGAAUCUGCUUAGUCAACAUUUUGGCGCAAAACGUUCAGUGAUUGAAAUAGAGGAAUUAAAGCUGUCAGAUUCCUGCUUCUUGCCAGCCAAUGAUCUCACCCACAGUUUUUCUUCAUACCUGAAAGAGAUCUGUCCUAAGUGGGCAAAACUCCGUAAAAACCACAAGGAGAAGAAGUCAGUGGUGAUGCUGGUUAUCUGCAGUUCUGCCCUUCGUUCCUUGGAACUCAUCAAGUCAAUGACAGCAUUUAAAGGAGACUGCAGAGUUCUGAAACUGUUUGCAAAGCACAUAAAGAUAAAAGAACAGAUUAAUAUGUUGGAGAAAGGUGUGUUCCACAUUGGGGUUGGAACUCCUGGGAGGAUAAAAGCGCUGGUGGAGCAAGAUGGCCUGUGCUUGAACUCCACAAAAUAUAUGAUUCUGGAUUGGAACUGGAGAGAUCAGAAACUAAGGAGAAUGAUGGAUAUCCCUGAGAUAAAGAAAGAAACAAUUGACCUACUGGAGAUGAGUAUUAUAAAGCUAUGCAGAGAAGGGUCUGUGAAGCUGGGACUCUUUUAAUGGCUUUACCUACAAGGACGUCAUUUACAGCUGCUUUUUACUUCUAUCCUGUCUGCAACUGGCAAGUGAUUAACAGUGAUCGAAUUAGGAAUAUUGACUUUUCUGAGGUCAAUCAAUACAGAAAGAAUGCACAGUGCAACUUUUUCUGAUGUUCUUUUUCUUUUAAUAAUAAAAACAGAAGUUUUA